This is a messenger RNA of Haliotis rubra (blacklip abalone), 1847 nucleotides long. RefSeq names its product fructose-bisphosphate aldolase-like. The record is from RefSeq and is a predicted model, not a curated record. Gene Ontology annotation, biological process: fructose 1,6-bisphosphate metabolic process; glycolytic process. NCBI's taxonomy places the organism in Eukaryota, Metazoa, Mollusca, Gastropoda, Lepetellida, Haliotidae. The coding region runs from base 141 to 1232 and encodes 363 amino acids. Gene Ontology annotation, cellular component: cytosol. Gene Ontology annotation, molecular function: fructose-bisphosphate aldolase activity. The transcript is spliced from 8 exons.
AAAUGAGAGACGUUUGACCUGUGACCGUUGACCUGAUAUAUGUGAUGUCACAGGCAAACAGCCUCGUUCUCGCUGCCAUUAGUCGUGUGCUCUUGUUGGAGUAGGUCGCUUGCCACUCGGGUGAAACAUAUUCUAAAGCCAUGCCUGCUUUUACGCCAGCUUUGACUCCUGCACAGGAAGAUGAGCUCCGUCAAAUUGCCAAUGACAUUGUAGCUCCAGGCAAGGGUAUCCUGGCUGCUGAUGAGUCAACCGGCACCAUGGGCAAGCGUCUCUCCGGCAUCAACGUGGAGAACACGGAGGAGAACCGCCGCAAGUACCGGGAGCUCCUGUUCACCGCCGAUGAUGUUGUUUCACAGAACAUCAGUGGUGUGAUCCUCUUCCAUGAGACUCUCUACCAGAAGGCAUCUGAUGGAACUCCUUUCCUGAAGAUCCUCAAGGAUAAGGGCAUCAUCCCUGGCAUCAAGGUCGACAAGGGUGUGGUCCCUCUUGCCGGCACCUUCAAUGAAUGCACAACUCAGGGUUUGGAUGACUUGGGUACCAGGUGUGCCCAGUACAAGAAAGAUGGAGCCCAGUUUGCCAAAUGGAGAUGUGUGCUGAAGAUUGGCCCACACACCCCUUCCUACCAGUCCAUGCUGGAGAAUGGCAAUGUCCUUGCACGCUAUGCUAGCAUCUGUCAACAGAACGGCCUUGUGCCCAUUGUUGAACCAGAAGUAUUGCCAGAUGGUGAUCACGAUAUCCAGACAGCACAGAGAGUCACAGAGCAGGUCUUGGCAUUCACAUACAAGGCACUGGCUGACCACAAUGUCUUCUUGGAGGGCACCCUUCUCAAGCCCAACAUGGUGACCGCUGGCAUGAGCAGUGCUCAGAAGAACAGCAAUGAGGAGAACGCCCGUGCCACAGUCCAGGCCCUCUCCAGGACUGUCCCACCAGCAGUUGCAGGUGUCACAUUCCUGUCUGGAGGCCAGUCAGAAGAAGAUGCAACACUCAACCUGAACGCCAUCAACCAGUACCCUGGCCGCAAACCAUGGGCUCUCACCUUCUCCUACGGGCGUGCCCUCCAGGCCAGUGUGCUUGCUGCAUGGCAGGGCAAGGAUGAAAACAUCAAGGCUGGGCAGGGCGAGCUUUGCAGGAGAGCACAGGCCAAUGGAGCUGCAGCUCUUGGAAAGUACACAGGUGGUAGUGAGAGUGCUGCUGGCGGAAAGUCUCUCUUUGUUGCCAACCACGCUUACUAACCUGUUGACUUAAGAAAAAACACAAGUUAUCUUCUCAAACUUUAUCUGAAAUUUUAGACUAAGCUCUGUGUAUGUAGUUAGCAGUGGGAUAGUGAAUAGACAUCAAACUGAUGUUGAAGUGAUGUCUAACUUCUUCACAGUACUACUCAAACUUACAUCUCAACACUUCCUGCUUUAUUUCACACUGGGUAUGCGAAAAUAAGCAAUGCAAUGGGUGAGUUUUAAGGGAGGGAAAUCAUUAUUUGAGCCGGUUUUGUUUUGUACAGCUGUAAUAUUUGCUCAUCCAGCCUUUAACAGUGUCUAUUGUAUAUAAUACUUUGUUCCAUAAUGUUUCUGUGAUUCCCCUGUAUUUGCCAAUGGUAUAAUAUUUCCUGUAGGCAGUUGUUUACAGUCAUGUCUUUUUGUUUUGAUUUAUUUUUUUGAGAAUACUUCAUAAAUGAGGGGUGGAAAACAAAUGCCAGGAAAUGUGAUCAUAAAAUUUGUUCGUUUCUGAGGAGAAUGACCCAUGUAUUACAUUGCUACUGCAUGUGGAUCUAGUGAUUGUUAAGAUUUGUGAUAUCCACUUUGUAUUGUCUGGAUUGUUCCCAGUGUAUCAGAUAAACUGUUGAACAAACA